AUGCGUUUCCUCCUCUACCCAACCCUCCUGCUCAGCUGGUGCAGUCUGUCUCUCGCCAUCCAGGACCUUGAUACCGGCAUUGCUAUCGGAAUUAAUGUCAAUACCAAGCUCGACUCCCCACCGAUCGACACCACCAGGACUGCGACAGAACCAACAGAACCAACCCCCCUCGCCCUCCUCCCCUCCAUCUUCGCAUCCUCCCCCUCCCCCUCCACCCGUACAAUCGACCGAGCAACCACCGACUCCAUCCGCCAUGCACUCGCCCUCUACCCGCUAGCCAUCGACGGGAAAGACUUCGCCGCGCUAUCCUCCAUCUUCGCCCCCGACGCUGUCGCAAACUACUCGGCGCCCCUGAACGUCCUCACCCCGCUGGACUCCAUCCAGGACACGCUCAGCGCUAGUCUAGCCUGUGUUUCGACGCAGCAUAGCCUGGGCACGCAGAUCAUCGAUGUCGUCUCGCCGCUGGAGGCGCGCAGCGUGACGUACUUCACGGCGUCGCAUUUUGGGAGGAGUGGCAGGAUGGCGGCGCAGGUUGCGACGGCGCAUGGGCAGUAUCAGGAUUUGUGGCGGAGACAGGAGGAUGGGAAUUGGAGAGUUGUUGUGAGAAAUUUGGUUUAUAUGAGCGAGGUUAUGGGCAACCAGGCGGUGUUUGUGUGUUGA
This is a messenger RNA of Aspergillus versicolor CBS 583.65, 660 nucleotides long. RefSeq names its product nuclear transport factor 2 family protein. The transcript is spliced from 2 exons. Lineage: Eukaryota; Fungi; Ascomycota; Eurotiomycetes; Eurotiales; Aspergillaceae. The coding region runs from base 1 to 660 and encodes 219 amino acids. The record is from RefSeq and is a predicted model, not a curated record.